Messenger RNA from Microthlaspi erraticum, 963 nucleotides. NCBI's taxonomy places the organism in Eukaryota, Viridiplantae, Streptophyta, Magnoliopsida, Brassicales, Brassicaceae. The record is from the annotation of a GenBank genome assembly.
AUGAUGGACUACCUGGAGAUGUUUCAAAUUGGACCUGUUGGAACUUUUCGCUUCGCUCCAAGUACAAAAUGUGGUGAACUUGGUGGAGACGUUUCAUUACUUGAACCGGUUGGAACUAUCCUCUUCGCUUCAAUAUCUGCAAUGAAAAAUGAUGAACUAGGUGGAGAUGUUUUAUUGCUUGGACCACUUGGGACUUUUUUCUUCGCUUCAAUAUCCGCUAUGAAGAAGGAUGAACUAGGUGGAGAUGUUUUAUUGUCCGGACUGCUUGGAACGGUUCUCUUCACUUCAAUAUUUGCAAUGAAAAAUGAUGGAAUAGAUGGAGAUGUUUCAUUGCUUGGACCAGUUGAGACUUUUCUCUUCCCUUCAAUAUCCGAUAUGAAAAAGGAUGAACUAGGUGGAGAUGUUUUAUUGUCUGGACCGCUUGGAACUGUUCUCUUCACUUCAAUAUCUGCAAUGAAAAACGAUGGACUAGAUGGAGAUGUUUCAUUGCUUGGACCAGUUGAGACUUUUCUCUUCGCUUCAAUAUCCGCUAUGAAAAAGGAUGAACUAGGUGGAGAUGUUUUAUUGUCCGGACCGCUUGGAACUGUUCUCUUCAUUUCAAUCUCUGCAAUGAAAAAUGAUGGACUAGAUGGAGAUGUUUCAUUGCUUGGACCAGUUGGGACUUUUCUCUUCGCUUCAAUAUCCGCUAUGAAAAAGGAUGAACUAGGUGGAGAUGUUUUAUUGUCCGGACCGCUUGGAACUGUUCUCUUCAUUUCAAUCUCUGCAAUGAAAAAUGAUGGCCUAGAUGGAGAUGUUUCAUUGCUUGGACUAGUUGGGACUUUUCUCUUCCCUUCAAUAUCCGCCAUGAAAAAGGAUAAACUAGGUGGAGAUGUUUUAUUGUCCGGACCGCUUGGAACUGUUCUCUUCACUUCAAUCUUUGCUAUGGAAAGCGGUGAAGUUGGUGGAGAUGUUUCGUUGCUUUGA